GUUACCACAAUACCUUACUCUUUACAGUCACGUCAGAGAGCCGCUGGAAUACUCUUUACUUAUUGACAUAUGCAAAUACCAGGCCUUAUUUCGGCGAUCAAUAAAGUGAAGAGUUUAACAUACAUGUAUACCAGCAACAACGACAGACAAACAUGGGUCAACUGUGCAAAUGCAAAGUUUAUGCUGGCACUUUCUUGACAUAAGGAAGCCGCGGCCGAUUUGGGAAUUUUGAAGCUUUGACUUCGAGCUUACGGUGUGCAUCGUGUGGUGAUGAGACGUAGCCAGUAACGCCUAUCUCUGGCAAGGACAGACUUUUUCCCGUCAAGCAGGCCUAGUCAAACCAACCCUCAUUUUGUUGAGUUCACAUCGUAAGCCUAUAUACACGUUACGUUGAAACACUGCUAUUGCAAUGAACCGUCCGUGCGACGGAACUGAUCAUAAUUUCGGCAUGGAAACCGACGAUCUUCGUGACGGUCGGGAAAGACGGCGUCCGUCGGUCACCAGGAGGAAAAGAGGCUUUAAAAGAAAGAAGUCGAAAGACACCUGCAAGAAUAUACUAGCGGCGAGAAUUCAGCAGUUUGGGGAUGACACGACUUUCCAUGGUCUACGCUACGUCACCAACAGCACAUAUCAUACUUUUCGCAGAUUUGUGUGGCUGCUUGUUGUGACAGGUAUGACUGCCUUGCUGAUAUUUGACAUAAUCCGUGCCAUCAUGCUGAUGUUCGAGUACCCAGAGAUGAGUUCCAUCUCUGUCCAGUACCCACCCAACAUCACCUUCCCAGCUCUCACCCUCUGCAACAUCAACAUGCUUCGCAAAGACGCCCUGGACGCUUCCGAAGUGCAGCUGCUGUCGGACAUCUUCGCCAACCCGGCUACCCCGCCCGAUACGGACGCGCUCGUCGACUCGAAGUUGUUCAACUCGUCCAGCAACGAAGAGCUGAUGGGCAGGAUGAUCGACGCCUCUUACCGGAUCGAGGAUAUGCUGGUCAAAUGUCGGUGGGUAUCCGAGACUUGUUCGUACCGGAACUUCACCCGGAGCAUCACGGACCACGGGGUGUGCUACACAUUCAACGAUCCUCUGUCUGACCACGAGGCGCUAAUUGUCAGACAUCCGGGCAGCAGGCAUGGGUUGUUCAUGCGCUUGAAUGUGCAGCAAUAUCUGUAUACAUACGGGGAAAGUACCGCGGCUGGAUUGAAGGUGCUGCUACAUGCUCAAGGCGAGUAUCCUAUGAUCAAGGAUUUUGCUUUCUCCCUUUCGCCGGGCUUCGAGACCUCGAUAGUCGUGCGGCAGAAAGUCAUGAUAAAUCAAAAGGCGCCAUACAAGUCAAACUGCACAGACGGCAACUGGGGGAGACACCGGUUCAAAUAUUCAGCGGCUUCCUGCAAGUACGCCUGCAAGAUACUAUAUGUCACUCGGAAGUGUGGAUGUCGAGACUACAGGUGGAGCAUACGUGAUAUACCUAUUUGCUCCUUGGAAAAGCAAGUGCAAUGCAUCUACCGCUAUGAAGACGAGUUUGUUUUAUCGCAAGAGAACCAGUGUCACUGUCCAAUCGCCUGCAAAGCCAUCACUUACGGCAGAGAGAUUUCGCAAGCGUACUGGCCAGCUUCCUUUCUCAGUAAGGAGUUACAGGCAGAAAUGAAUGUAACCGAAGACUUCAUAAGGGAAAAUUAUCUUGAUGUGUAUAUCUACUAUGACGAAAUCAUGUACACAAGAAUCGAGCAAAUAGGGGCAUACACUGUGGAUAAUCUUCAGAGUGACAUCGGAGGCUACCUUGGUCUGCUGUGUGGCAUGAGCCUCAUGACAGUGGUGGAGUUGCUGGAUUUUAUCCUGGUGGCCCUCUGCAGUAGGCUGAAACGUUAAAAAUCACCAUUACGUCGUGUGCGGCAUUGUAUUUUAUUAAUUUGGUCUACUCGACAUCCCCAAGGUUCUUUAACACACACAGUUCCUGAAGCUUGAGUUUAUUAGUCCAAACAGGUCCGUUUUGACCGGAAACAUUCAUAGUCCAAAGCUCCAUGAAUGGAAAUUUGACAAGAAACUGAAAAAUCAGAAAGUGGGCUUUGAUUUGACGUGCGUCUCAAACGCCUGAGAAACUGGUAAGUAUUUUUUCUGAUUUGUUUGAAUUUCGGGUAUCUAUCACUGUUGGCUGGGGCAGUUUAUUUUACUGGCCUGAAACCUAUAGGGGUCUAGACCAGUAAAUCAGUUGCCAGGAAAAAUACAAGUUACUCAGGUGUUCAAGACAGAAAAAGCCCUUUGUAGCUUGUUAUAGUUGAGCUCUGAA
Acanthaster planci (crown-of-thorns starfish) is the source of this 2279-nucleotide messenger RNA. Its product is annotated as acid-sensing ion channel 1C-like. Gene Ontology annotation, molecular function: ligand-gated sodium channel activity. Gene Ontology annotation, biological process: sodium ion transmembrane transport. Gene Ontology annotation, cellular component: plasma membrane. The record is from RefSeq and is a predicted model, not a curated record. Lineage: Eukaryota; Metazoa; Echinodermata; Asteroidea; Valvatida; Acanthasteridae.